Molecule: messenger RNA, 3627 nt
Organism: Struthio camelus australis
Lineage: Eukaryota; Metazoa; Chordata; Aves; Struthioniformes; Struthionidae
Source: RefSeq, a predicted model, not a curated record
AAGAGAUGUACUGUCUGUUUACUUCAUUUGAAGUAAACAUACAUCAGUAUAGGUGUACCUCUAUAUAUAUCGCUGAUAGAAACUGUUGAUCAUCAGUUUUUUCAGUAUAUUUACUUUGAUAAUGUAGAACGGUAGCCUUACUUAUGGAGGUUUAAGGUACAACAGCCUCUAAAGGCAGUUCUUUCCAGGACUUUGUGCUACAAUGAAUGUUCACCUACUUGUUAGACUGGAUCGGUGUGAUAUUUUUAGACAUUUUACAGUUGUCAGUCACUUGUUUUACAUCAUGUGUCCUGUUUCUGUAUAAGUAUGGUAAGUAUGCUUUUUUAAGAUAGUUUAGCAAACUCUAGGCAUAAAGAGUUUUGAAUAUAGCUGGGAAGGCAGGAGAAGAGGGAAGAGCAAAGACAAAAAAUCCUCAGAUUUUUUGACUCAAAAGACCCGAGACUGAUGUGCGGAGGGACAGGUAGUUGCUGGUGUUGCUUGAUAAUUUGUCUUCAGGCCUGUUCCAUGUUGGUGAAUUGAAGGAAAAGUUUGAAAUGCCAUUAAUUAAUUGCUUCCUAAAGCUAGCCCUUUCUAAUGCUAGCCCAUGGAAAGCUGAAAGAUGUGUGGUGGUCCGUUUGAUGUUGAUCACCUUUGCAAAGUGCAUAUGGACAAAUGUGUCUCGUUUGCAACUAACUUCCAGAAUUCCCCAGCCUGCCUUCAGAAACCCCGUGGCUCACUGCUGGCUCUGCCUGUCCCGAAGGCAAAGGAGAGAAGUGCAUGUCCAGCCAUCCAGCGGGAGUGCACAUUCUCAUCAGGCCAUGUAAAGGCAGCUCCGUAUGUUUCCUACCCUGUGACUGGAAACACACCUCUCGUGGCCAAUUUCUAAUUUUUCUCUGUCAUUUGAGUAGUAUGAAUUCAUCAGGUGAUGAGGAAGUGACUAAUGUUUUGAUAAAGUGAUAGAUGACAUUUUGGUUACCUACAGGAGGAGAGGAGAAAGGAAGGCACAGGCCACUCGGCACCGAGUGCCACUGCGAGAGCCCGUUUGGGCCGCUCCACACAAAGGAUGUCGACACAUUUAUUUCCCAAACCCUAAAAGGAGAAAAUCUAUCCAAGAAAGCAAAGGAAAAAAAGGAUGUUCUUCUUAAGAAGAUAAAAGAUAUCAAGGCAAGCUAUCCUCAAGAAUUCCAGGAUAAAGAAUUGGAAGAUGAGGAAGAGUCUGAGGGCUCCUUUCCUUCACCUCCUGAUAGUGUCUCAACAGCAUCUGACCGAUAUGAUAAAGAGGAUGAAGCACCCUCUGAUGGGAAUCAGUUUCCUCCUGUUGCAGCUCAAGAUCUUCAAUUUGUUCUGAAGGCUGGAUACCUUGAAAAACGCAGGAAAGACCACAGUUUUCUCGGCUUUGAAUGGCAAAGGCGUUGGUGUGCUAUCAGUAAGACGAUCUUCUAUUAUUAUGGAAGUGACAAAGACAAACAACAGAAAGGUGAAUUUGCCUUAGAGGGCUACACCAUCAGAAUGAAUAAUAGCCUUCGGAAGGAUGCAAAGAAAGAUUGCUGUUUUGAAAUCUCUGCUCCUGAUAAGCGCAUUUAUCAGUUUACAGCUGCCACUCCCAAAGAAGCAGAGGAAUGGGUACAGCAAGUCAAAUUUGUAAUUCAAGACAUGGAAUCUAAUACUAUUCCUGAGGAGGAGGCAGAGGAAGAAGAAUAUGAUGAUGUUGCACAAGCAAGCAGUGAACCAAUAGAUGAUAGCAUUUAUGAAGAACUUCCAGAAGAAGAAAGAGUUCCUCCAAAGAUUGAAGUGCCAAGAAAACUGAGCCAGGAGAAAGUUACCAUCAUUUCAGAUGGUAAAAAUGCCGAUUACGCUAAUUUCUACCAAGGUUUGUGGGACUGCACAGGAGACGUACCUGAUGAGUUGACAUUUAAACGUGGUGACGUUAUCUACAUUCUCAGCAAGGAGUACAAUAGAUUUGGCUGGUGGGUAGGAGAAAUGAAGGGAACCAUUGGCUUGGUGCCUAAAGCCUACAUAAUGGAGAUGUAUGAUAUUUGAGAGGCCUGGGAGAAAUCUGCAGUUGAAAUCAAGAGUGGUGCGCAGCUGCAGUUUACAGACCCAGCCUCUGAUCGAAGAAGAUUCUGCCGUACGCAUUUUGUGGUUUCAGUGAAUGUAGUCGGAUCACUGCCUUGUAUAUAUUAAACAUUAAAAACUGUAAUUGAUCAUCAUUUUGAGGAAAUGUUCAUCUUACUUUUUAUAGAAUUGUAAUGCUAGGAAAUGAAAUAGAUGAUAAUUAACGUGUGGGGCCCAAGCAGUCAAAUAGUGCCUGUUGAUUUUUGCUUAAGCAGAUUCGCAGCACUCCAUAUUUUUAUAGGUUUUUGUUGUUUCAGUGAAACAUGUUUUUCUGUUACUCAAAUUAAAAAAAAAAGAAGCUGAACUUUGAAAGUAGCAAAUUAUUAUUCUCUUAAUGCAUGUAUUAAUCUUUUGGUGUAGCAGUUCACUGUACAUUUUUGCCUAGCUUCCUAGCAAAAUCAAACAAAAUUUCUAUGUAAUAAUGCAAGUCUUAAAGGUAUUAUGCUUCAAAAUUAUUAUUUUUACAUUUCAACAGAUGAUAUAUUUUUUCAUGUAUGUUUAGUAUUGUUAGUUAGUAUUUUGUUAUCACAAAAUAAAGGAUUGGCUCCUUGGCUAAUGUAAAUCAGCUUAGUUGGUAAUACCGCUGUGCUACCAUUCUGCCAUGCAAACAUGAAUCGUGAAAAUUUGGCAAAGGAUAACGUAUUAAAAAGACAAUUUUUGUACACCAACGUAAGAUAAACGGCGAGUGAGAGUGAUUUUGUCAGCAGUGGAGAAAUAUUCCUUUUUACCUGUUGCUUACAGAUACUUUCACAGAGUCAAACCUGGAUAUCUUCUUUAUGUGGAAAGUCUGGUACAAGUUAUGCAACAGAUCUCAGUUCAACGUUACAGUUAGUAAGGGCUACCUACAGUCUUAGUAGUGUCAAAUUGAGAACUUUGUGGCAAAAGCAUCAGUUGAAACGUUAAAAAAACCCACACUAAAAUAUGCUCGCUUGUGGACAAGGGGCGGGCUGGACAAGUCAGAGUUAAUGCUUUAAAUGCUCUUCUUUUGGGGAUGUGUUUUGCUGUUAGCAUGUAAGAUCAACUUUUUUUGAAUCCUCCCACACAGUUGAUUUGUGAGACCCUUAAUCUGCCAAAAAGGCAGGUCAGGCCAGUCUGUGAAUUGCUGAGCCUGUGCAGGUCUCCUUGUAGUUGCUUGUGCUGUUUAUGCUUCAGGCAGGCCCUGGAAGCAGUGUGGGUUAAAAGGUAACAUUAGGCUAAACUCAGAAUUAGAUCCUUCUAAUAAGCUAAGAUGUUGUGCUUUAUUUUUACUAAUGUAUUUUACUUUCUGGUGCACGCAGUUCUAAUAGGAGUCAAACAGCAGGGUAGAGAGUUUUCUUGUAUUUUUUUCAAAAGAAAUAGUCAUUGAAAUUGAUUCUGUAUGUUAUCUGUGGAGCAUUAAAAUGAUAGAUUAUAGUCUUCAGAUCUUUUACUACUUUAAUUUAUCAAGUGUACUUGUGGAUUGUGUACAGAAUGUGAAGCGUUAAUAUCAUGGCUAUAAAAGCUCCUUCUCUCUUGUUAACAUGGCAGCAUAAUAAAUCUACACACCGAAAUGUC